Messenger RNA from Amoebophrya sp. A25, 5899 nucleotides. NCBI's taxonomy places the organism in Eukaryota, Dinophyceae, Syndiniales, Amoebophryaceae. The record is from the annotation of a GenBank genome assembly.
AUGUUCAACGAUUUCAGUUUGGGUUCUACGCAGCACGGGCAACAUGACCCGUCUGCUGCUGAUGCGGUGCCCAAGAAGGAACGCAAAACGAAGGACAAAGAUGGCAGUGGUGAGGGGAAAGGGGCGAGCAAAGAGGGUGGCAAGGAAAAGGCCAAGAUGACGAGUAAGGAUCGUGUGCGGCAAGCUCUAAACACCAAGGCGGACACAACUACGAUUAUCAUCGGCCGAAACUAUGUCACGGAGGCUGAUGCAUAUCUACCCUACGGGACAAAGAAGGCGCCUGCGAGGGUGACGCCGAAGUACCCCGAUCUCGCUGCAAGUACUGAAUUUAGAAAUGCAUGAUAAAUGCGAUAGGUGUAAAAACUGCUUUCAACAUCUCGGCUUGUAAUUAAUCAAUAAUACCGCUCACCUACGUCUACAGAAAACACGACGGUGCGCAAUCCGAGCAUGGGUAUCCAACCUGGGUUGAAAGCUGCUGAGCAGCCGGGCGCGCCACAAUCAGUAGAGUCAAUGAUUGCGCAAGGUCUACAUUUGGAUAAACCUGUCCAGCCGUUUUACGAGCUUUCUCCUGCAGAGCAGAGUAAGAUCCGGUUUAACCUCACGGUUAAUCGAAUCCUCAUGUCGUGCGGAAUUGCCUUCGCCGCUGGGUGCUGCGGAGGUGUGUGGUACUACCUCAAAGUACGGGUACUAAGCGUUUUUUACAUCUACAUAUAUGCUUUGUUUUGCUUGUUGAUGUCGUAUGUUCGUUCGAUGUAUCGUAUAGUACCCAUCAUUUGAACUUGAAAUUGGAACUACAACUAUCUCUGAUGUAAACGUUUUUUAGAAGCAGAGGUUGGUAUUAAAGUGUUGUAGUUUUUUAAAACAUACUGUAAUAAGGGGGAGGACGACGAUGACCCAGAAUUCCCGUCUUCGACGCCUGCGCCUGCUGCGACAACAGCAGCACCAUCAUCGCGAAACCUUGAAGAUAUUUCGACUGUUCGUUACGAGAUUCAGCAGGCUCUGAGACAGGAGCACCAAGGACCAGUCUUGUAAUGCUGCGCAGACAGAACCAGGAGUCUACGCAGCAAAUAAAUCAACCCCCCCGUUCGUGCAGUGCAGACUUGGAAUCGUCGUGCAGUGCAGGGUCGCAAUCUCGGAGUCUCGACAUCUUCUAGCUACUCCGUAAAUUACUUCUUCUGAUGUAGUGCUGACGGUGGAACCACGAAAUAAUACACAGGGCGGCGACGAUGAUGACGAGGAUCCUUUUGAGCCUUAUGCUGAUUUGAUUGAAGAGUCGUCAACGGAGGCGGUCGCAACUACCACAACAACGACCACAACCGACUCAGCGGCCUUCCUCUGUAUCGGGGAGUACUGCUUUAGCAGUGUCGCUUGCCAGCAGUUUGACGGAAAGAUACUCACUUAUGAAGUGGUGGUGUUAAUAACGACAAAAGUAUACAGACAAUGUCUACUUCAGGUAUCUUUCACAAAGUAAAAGUAAUCCUGUCGAAUCAGCUAUACCAGAACAAAUAAUAGAUUGUCCUCGUAAUCGUAUCCCUCCUUCUUCUAGCUUGGUCUUCCCACAAGUCACAUCUUUCAUUCCAUGCGGAUUGCAGCCAAUCUUUCGGAAACGUAUGCGCCUCUCAUCACUACAGUCGAUUCGUUUACCGAUUGUCUUAAUCAGACCUUUGCAGGAACGCCGUUUGCGGGUAUUCGCACCUGUAGUUGUUGAUGCACUUCUCCGCUAUCAUACUUGAUGCGUGCUGUAGUUUCUUGCCGAAGAAAAACAAGAAUAUAGUGUCUGAAAGGAAUCAUUAUCAGCUCUCUCUUAGUGACGAAAUAUUUUUUCGAAACUACACUCAGCUACGGACCCUCUGUGCGCUAACCCCGGUUUCGCGUGCAAUGCAAUCCAGCUUAUUCCGGCCAAUCUGUUGCCGUUUCUAAUGGGAUUAUCUGCGAAAGCAGGGGACAUCAGUUGUGGUUGUCAGCUAUGUCAGUGGCCGAUGAAUUAUAUUACAUCGGCGGAUGGUGUCGGAUUUUGCUCAGAACAGAAUGCACGCGCUUAUGUGGAAGGUGAUCCAUGCGGCUCCGUCUGUGGACUGAGCUGGCGUACUUUUUACUGUUGGAAAGAGACUGUUUUUCGAAGUGUACUAGACUCAUGGGAGGAUGGUUUUCAUAAUGGGUCUGACUGCAUUACGUUGGUUAUACUUACAUGACUUCAAGAUGAAUUAGUAAUGUCGGUGAAUAGUGAUGCCACAAUUUCAUUUUCUAUGAAUAAGGUGAUACAUCUUUAACAAGUCUCGUGUUACCAUUGUCUCACAACAGCCGUUACGGUAGCGUCGAAUGCAACAGCUCUCGUUGCGAACAGUACCACGACUAGUACGACUUCGACUUCUACCACCACAAUAGACAGCACAAUCUGUAUUGGGCCCGCGUAUCGACCGACCGAUCAUCAGUGUCCGAUGUGCACGCCGUACCACUCGAGGAUCGUCGCUUCCAUGGCAAACAUGCUGCUUUCCACAAGUACUCGCGAAUAACGCUAGGAUGGAUCGUUCACUUCUAGAAGUAGACUACAAUUACUCACUUUUGUUGUGUCAAUCCUGAAUUUUUUUGCCGCCGCUUUUUUACUGACAUCAAAAUCAAGAAAGAAGAGUUUGUCAACUUGAAAUGUUAAUCUUCCACUUCGUUCUGUCCACAGGUGCAGCCUUGGUUCAAUGCGUCCGCCGCACUUAUGAGGGACAGCAGGCCCUGUCUUUCUUAUCGCAGGGUAGACGGUGCAGCGAUCAGCGUCUGUGCUUCGCGUUUGAGGUUAUGCUGUUUGAGUUCGCGCGGGAGGAUCCUGCAUACAAUUUGGCGAAUAACCAGAUUUGCGGGUGCGAGUUGUGCAAGUGGCCUCGCGAUUGGCUCAGCUACGGCAACGGACGGAAUUGCCUGAAUGCCGCCAACAUCGUUGCUGGCAAGUGGUGCGGCGGCUACUGCAACCAGACGUGGCCUGUUUUGGGUGCCGGCGUCUCGACCGACGGAUGGACCGGUUUGACGACGACGCCAGCGCCCGACUUGGACAUCAAUGGCACCAACGGGACGAACGUGACGAGUACAUCUUUGCGACUUCUGGACGAGGCAGGGCACGCGAACUCGAGGUGGCUAGAGACGACGUAUCUGGACAACGUGCGAAUGUUGGAGGAAGAGAUGUACGGUUCGUUUUCGCCUUACGGGAGCAAUCAACAUGGUGGACACCUUGGCAGCAAUUGGCGCUCUCAGAAGUUUGCGGCGCCUUGCACUGCAGACAUGUACACCAAUCCGUUGGCUGUGCUUUCUGCCCUCGAAGAGCCUCCUGUUCUUUCCGGAAUGCAAGAUGUGGAGAGAACUAGUAGAUUAGGUAGUACUAGUGCAGUGGAUCCGGAGACGGGCAGCGCUUCGAUGGCCGCUUCGAGUCAUGGUGAGAGCGCUUCACAGAGUGCGGGAAGCGCGAGUGCAACAAUUGAAACCGGAAGGGCUCUGGGUGCAAGAGAUGGCGAUGCUUCCAGUGCUUUCAGGGGGGACGGAAGUGCUCAAGCGACCACCCUCUUGCAUCGCAGCGACGAACACGGACAAGAUAGUUUACCCGAAGGAAGAAGAAGAAGUAAGCACUUGACAAAAGAGAGAAUGACUGGGAGUAGUAAAGCUUCCUCAUCCACGUCUAGCGGGUCCUCGUUCGGAUGGCUCACUUCUGCGUUGAGUAAUCGGUUCUCAAAGCUCCAAACAGGGUUGCUAGGAAACGCCACAACACUGUCCUUCCUUGCCCUUCCGUGGUCUUUGCUGCCGUCGUCGCGGACUGAUCAUGACAGGGGUACUACUGCGCAAGGAGAACUGGGAGGUAACGAGCAGUGGGGAGGUUCGAGAUCUUCCUCAAAUCCGCACGACAAUUCCUUUAGUGGCAGAGGCAAAGCUAGAGACGUAGACACACCGGGAUUGGCGGCAGCCACCACAGAGUCGUUGACUACGACUAGCGGUUCAAUGUGGGCGUCCUUAAUAGCUGCGGACAUGAAAACAAAGAAAUCCUCCUCUGCAAUUGCACCCACUUCUCAGAUAGUAAAGGAAAUAAGUGGUAGUGCUCUAUCAUCGUCGGUGCCAGGAGCAUCCACAUACUCAGCGCAGGACAGUACUUCACAGCACAGCAGUCAUAGCACCGCCGAUGUCUGCAGCGCCUACCAGCCAGUGCCUCCCACGGGUUUCGUUCUGGAUUCAACUUCGGGUCUGUUCGCCGCCUCCCUCGAAGACGGGCGCGCGGGUGAGUCAGAGGCUAUGUGCCAUCUAGUUGCGCACGAUCUGCACAGCUGGGGACGCCCACGCUCGUCCUCGCUAGAUAUUGAAAAGAAUGGAGGUAACCUUGAGGCAGAAGUGGAAGGGACGAGCAGUACCAGCAUAUCGUCGUCCACAGCUGCUUCGUCGACAAGUGCAAAAAGUGGCACCGCGGAAUCUUCAAAUCAUUUAGUGCAACCAGUUUUUACACGCCGCGUCAGGGUAGAACGCAUUGUCGAUCCAAAGGAAGCGCUUGCUGCUGCAUCGUCCAGUGACAGAAUAGGUCAUGCGCACAGGACAAGCAGGGACGAGACGCAGAGUGCUCGCGAUCAAGAUAGGACGCAACUUUCAUCUUCCCCUUUAACUAGUGCCUCUUCAAUACCUGCAAGUGGUAAUAGAGCGGCGGAUACGACGAGUACAUCAACAAUGAGUAUUGCAGGAACUACAACAUCAAAUGCUGGUGUUGAUAUUUUAGUCGACGAGGACCGACAGGAGGAGUUGCUCGUGGAUGUAUCGAACGGGCGGUGGAGCCGAAGUCCAUUUUCGCCAGUGCCUCUUUUUGGAAAACCGCCACAGGACAGGCUAUUUCAAUACUUGUUUCGGCCGCGAGCAAGUAGAAAACCAAAGCAGGCGGAUACCGGGAAGUCAAUCACAAAAUCACUAUCAAGAACAGCAAAGGCUUCUCUUGAGAAUGGCGGGACGUCUUCUGCAACCACUACUUCCACUUCCCACCAGGAAGCGCGGGAGAGAGGUAGCACUUUGACAAACUCAGAGGAAUCUGAACCGGCUGCGACUAGUAGUGCUACCAAGAGAAAAUCUGACGCGAGCAGUAGCGAAAAUCUGACGGCUGGCUUGAGCGAGGUGGGCAUCGAGGAUCAUGAUGUUUUAGCUGCCAUGGAUGGACUUUGGAACCGUGGCGACCCUCGAGCGGUGUUUUCGCUUCAUUUGCUGGUAAAACGAGUUCGCGACAUACGGAGACGUACGCUGCUUGAAUCGGUGGGAACUGCAGAGAAGACGACUGAGGCUAGCAAUACGGCGGCUUUCCGCUUCGAGAAGCCUGCUGCAAAGACGGCGGAACAACCUGUCUUUUCUGAAAAGGCCUCGUCGCUCGCAGUGAAGUUCAAGGAGAGAGUGUCUGGUGAUGCCAGUAGCAAUGCUGGGAGGUAGCCGCCGGGGCACGAUAUGUUAUAGAUGGUAGUGCUCGAUCGAUGUAUUCAACUUGUUCUUGAAUAGACGCGAAUUUGAUUAUAUAUCUGAGUGAUUACCCAGACGCAUUGUUCGAAAGUUUUAAGAUUACCCUGUAUCAAAAGACCAUCGCCGGUCCCUUGGAGAGUGCCAUUAGUUCGAAUGCCAAAAAACAUUUGUCGUUGACAUCAAGUGCUUGUGGUUUGUCCAAUUUUUUACGAAGACGGAUUGUAUAGCGUAAUCGUCUGGCUAAUUGUACAGACGCCAAAGGGAAUAAUUUUCGAGCCAGUUGUUGUACUUCUCUUUGGAUUUUUUGUAGUAGCGCAUGCGCAUCCUCUUGUUAUGCCUUUGAUCUGAAUAAGCCCUUGAACUUGAAUCCUCCUUGAAUCCUUCUUGUAAAGACAGAGUGUAUGAACCAACACGCUUUGAUGUUCACUCUCUCACAGGUGUCCUACAU